Messenger RNA from Umbelopsis ramanniana AG, 1481 nucleotides. RefSeq lists its product as uncharacterized. The record is from RefSeq and is a predicted model, not a curated record. The transcript is spliced from 4 exons. Gene Ontology annotation, cellular component: mitochondrial inner membrane. Lineage: Eukaryota; Fungi; Mucoromycota; Umbelopsidomycetes; Umbelopsidales; Umbelopsidaceae. Bases 98 to 1177 code for a protein of 359 amino acids. Gene Ontology annotation, molecular function: metalloendopeptidase activity. Gene Ontology annotation, biological process: protein quality control for misfolded or incompletely synthesized proteins; mitochondrial protein processing.
CCGGGUUGUUCCCAAGGUUGCUGAGCUGCUUCAGAAAGAGAAAAAAAAAAAAGCCGACACUGCCGCAUUGCUUAUAGUACAAGAAAUCAGUAAUCUUAUGCUUAAGACAACAUCAUUUGCCAGUGCUAUCAAGUCAUGCAACUCACUACGAACGUUUCCAAUAAGAACGUUAUCUUACCAUCCCGCUUAUCGACCCUUUUCUCUCCAUCUUUCAACCCCACUCAGGAACACAAAUAAAUCAGCUCGAAUCUCAACUGUAAACUAUAGAAACUUCCAUACAACAAGCCCACGGAAUGUUCCAAUUAUCCCAAUACCAGCAGCUAUACUAGCCUUACUGAAGUCUGGAAAAUUAGUCAGUUUUGUGUCUCUUUCGUCCAAGACCUCACUCACAUUGCUACCACACUCUAUCUUUCGACGAUACAAAUUCAGUACCAAGGUGUUCGCUAGCGUACCCCUUAUUGGUAUUGCUCUCUUACUUACUGUGGGGCUGGAUCAGGCUCCAAACACCGACCGACUGCGUCUUGUAUACCUUAGUGAAGAAGAAGAAAUGGAAGUGGUCACUUUGGAAGUGGAUCAGCUUCUUGGAUCGCAAUCAGGAUUGAUAGCUCCCAAGGAAAACGAAUAUGUACAGUGGCUUCAGAACAUCGCUGAUAAUAUUGCUCGAGUUUCAGUUGAUGAUAUCAGGGAUCCUGUCCGAGAAUAUGAUCCACAGGAUCCGAAAAUCAAGAGCUAUGACGUUAAUAUCAUAUGCGACAGUUCAACUCUCAAUGCUAUGUGUGCUGGAAAUAAGAUUUUGGUAUACGAUUUGAUGAUUUCUUAUCUUGGUUUCGACACUGAUAUGAUGGCGGUAAUCAUGUCACAUGAAAUAGCGCAUUCGAUCCAGCGGCACUUUGUUGAGACCCACGGCAUUGCCAGCUUUAUGCUAAUGCUUGGAGAUAUAAGUAGAGGACUCCUAUGGACUGUUACUGAAAGUCUAGGACCUUAUGUCAAUCAAAAGUUGAAUGAAUGGAUAUCAGGCUUUAUCACCAUGGAAACAGAAACAACCUAUAAUAGAGGACUUGAGAAAGAGGCGGACUUGGUUGGCUUAAUGUUGAUGGCUAAAGCAGGGUAUGAUCCUAGAACAGCAUUGACAGUUUGGGCUAAGGUUCGUUUAUUUUGUCGUUUAUACAUUUAUUGAAUCACACUGAUAGUAACUGGUCGUUAUGUCAGAUGGCCGAGUUAGAUAAACAGAGUGAUUCAGAUUCGGCAAUUGCUGGGCAAGUUGCAAAGGAGAAAAUCGAGUUCAACUCUGAUGAGAUAAAACAAUCAGUGGCGGAAGUGACUCAACAGCAACGCCAAGGAGCCUAUGACGACCUCAACCUGUCCGUCAAAGAGUUUGUUGAACGGCUUCUAAGCUCAUGGUUUGGGUCAACACAUCCUCCCAGCGCAGAGCGAGUGGACUAUAUGCGAGAACAUCUACCUGCCGCUAUCGAAAUUUAUGA